Molecule: messenger RNA, 1158 nt
Organism: Closterium sp. NIES-65
Lineage: Eukaryota; Viridiplantae; Streptophyta; Zygnematophyceae; Desmidiales; Closteriaceae
Source: the annotation of a GenBank genome assembly
AUGCCCACCCGACCACGCCUUUUUUGGGAUGCCGUCGGCCGCAGAUCUUGCCGUCUGCCAGGGUUCGUCACGCCUCCCGCAGUCCCCCUUGUUGCUAGCUGUUCCCCACGUCGCCCGCAAACCUCCUCGCGUCGUCCGCAGUUCCCACGUCGCUCGCAGUUCCGCGCGGCGCCGGCCAUUGCCUCCCGUAGCCCGCAGUUUCCAAGUCGCCCGCAGUUCCCCGCGUCUCCCGCAGUUUCUCCCGUUGCCAUAACCGGCCAAUCCAUCUCAAACGCCAUCACUGCCAUCGGCAACGCGGUACUAGCGGGCAGAGCGAGCGGGUGGCGCAGCGGAGGCCGCCAUGUUCGCGCGCAAGGCGGUGGAGCUCGUGCAGGAGGUGGCGCGAUGCGACGCCGACCAAAUACUGCCCUUCGAUGCAGACGGCGUUCAGCGAGUGCUGGAGGAGGCGCACGAGCAUCACCAACACAUGGUGCAAAUCCUCCUGUGAGCAUCACCAACACAUGGUCUGCUGCACCACUCGCUCUGGUCUCCUUCCUUUUCUUUCCUUUCCCUCGUUUCUUUCGCAACCACGACUGUUUCUUUCCUUUUCUGCUGCCCUACUUUGACGCUCCUCAAAAGAUUGUUUCUCUUUCUCUGCCGCCCUCCUUUGACGCGCCUCAAAAGAUUGUUUCUCUUUCUCUGCCGCCCUCCCCCUCCCUCCACCCUCAUCCCAUGGUGCGUGGCGAGUGGCAGGCGGGUGCAGGGGUCGGGACUGGACUGGGAGCAACGCUGCCACGGGCGUUGCAGGAGCGGCUGAGUGCGGGGGAGGGCGAGUGGCUGGCGCAGUACUCACAAUCACUGGGCGACUACAUGGUGGAUGCAGGGCUGGACCUCACCGUGGGGGGGAUUAAUGAGUCGACUCAAAAGUGGCUGGCGCAGUACUCGCAGGCGCUGGGCGACUACAUGGCGGAUGCAGGGCUGGACCUCAAUGUGGACCUGCUACCCCCCAAGGACCCUUACAUCGAAGUGCGGGUACUCAAGGAUGCCGGUGCAAUGUAUCUGGACGACAAAGUGGCCUACUUGGAGGCCAAUACUCUGCACCUUGUCAGGAAGACCGACGCUGAACCACUAAUUCUCAAGGUAUUGAACGGAUGCCCCUUUCACCAUCCUUUCCCUUAA